AUGAGAAGCAAACCAGCACUCUUCAUGUCUUUGCUAGACGUAAAAAAUAAUGCUACUGAAGCAAGCUACCAAAUUGCUAAUUGCAUUGCAAAACGCGGAAAGCCGUUCACUGACGGAGAGUACAUUAAGGAUGCUUUCCUCUCUUGCUCAGAGGUUUUGUUUGAUGGCUUACCUAACAAGGAGACUAUUAUGUCAAAAAUCAAAGACAUUCCCAUGUCAGCCAGAACUGUUCAGCGACGCAUAGAAGAAAUGGCAGAAAAUGUAAAUGAGCAACAAACAGCUGGAUUGAAGGAUGCAAUGGUAUUUAGUGUUGCACUGGAUGAGAGUGUGGACAUAAAUGACAUACCGCGUUUGGCAGUCAUGGCCAAAUAUUGUGAUUCGAAUGUAAGAGAGGAACUGUGCUGCCUAAAAGCAAUGACUGACACAACAAAAGGUGAAGACAUUGCCAAGGUAUUCGUUGAGCAUUUUGAGGAGCGUGGGGUUGACGUAGGAAGAAUUUUUGCAAUUACAACAGACGGAGCCCCAGCCAUGGUCGGCAAACAGAAAGGAGCUGUCAGAUUAAUUGAGGAAAAAGUGGGUCACCCCAUAAUGAAAUUACACUGCAUAAUACACCAAGAAAACCUCUGUGCAAAAAUGUCAAAUUCAGAUCUUAAUGAAGUUAUGGCUACAGUUGUGAAGAUUGUUAAUUUCAUUGUUAAGCGAUCUUCCCUCACGCACCGACAGUUCCAGUCUCUUCUUGAGGAAAUGGACAGCACAUACAAAGAUAUUCCUCUCCACUCGGCGGUAAGAUGGCUAAGCUGUGGUAAAGUUUUGGAGAGGUUUGUUGGCUGCUUCGACAGUGUUAAAGCCUUCCUUGCCGAAAAAGGCCAAGUCUACAAUGAACUCGACGAUGAGACGUGGGUUUUGAAACUUAUGUUUCUCGCUGAUAUCACAGGCCAUCUAAACGAGCUAAAUCUUCGACUUCAAGGUGCAGAACAAACUAUUUUGAACAUGUUCGAAACAUGGGCUUCCUUUGUUGACAAGCUAACAAUUUUCUCAAGGGAUAUUUCUUCCUCAAAAUUCCAAUAUUUCAAACAUGUACGGGAGCUGUCCGCGCAGCGCAGCAUUAAUACGGGUGAGAUUUCCAAAUACAUUUCCGAACUCGAAUCAGAAUUCAAAACACGAUUUGGGGACUUUAGGAAAUAUGGACCAAUGUUCCCUUUUUUGAUUAAUCCUGAAAGCUUCGAUGGACACGAAUUCGACGAAUCUCUAAUCGGGUGGAUGAAUACACAGGACAUGGAAAUGCAGCUAAUUGAGCUCAAGACUUCAGCACUCUGGAUGACAAAAUUUGCAGAACUUCGCAAAGAGUUGGAAACCACGGCAGGGAACAAUCAAGGAUCUUGCAUUUUUACUUGCUGGGCAUCAUUGCCAGAGAAAUUCUGCUGUCUCAAAAGGCUUGCUUUGGCUUUGCUGACGGUUUUCGGGUCGACAUACCUCUGCGAGCAAAUAUUCUCCCACAUGAACAGUGUCCUUUCCCCCUCUCGAAAUCGCUUGAGCGUUGAUCACUCCGAAGCAUGCGUGCAACUUAAAGUGACGCACUAUACUCCCAAGAUAACAGAGCUCAGCAAAGGAAAACAAGACCAGGGUGCACACUAA
Messenger RNA from Paramisgurnus dabryanus, 1635 nucleotides. RefSeq names its product general transcription factor II-I repeat domain-containing protein 2-like. The record is from RefSeq and is a predicted model, not a curated record. NCBI's taxonomy places the organism in Eukaryota, Metazoa, Chordata, Actinopteri, Cypriniformes, Cobitidae.